AUGAAAAUCGUUACACUUAUCGUCGCAUCAAUUAUAGCUCUUGGGGAAUCAAAGAUCCAUAAAUCUCCCCCUUACAAAAAUUGGACAACGAUCGCAAAAAAGAGCUUUGAAAGGGGAAAACUCCUCUACGACUCCAUCUACAUUGCACUUGAAACGCAUGAAAAGGAGUGCAGAAUCAUCCACAGUUAUAUAAAUGGAGACGAAUAUAAAGAUGAAGAUCAAAAGACAGAUGUUCUCGAAGGGGGUUCCAACAGAUCAAAGUUUCCAUGUAUAAAGUCUGUAAGUGGAUCAGACUUGGAACCAUUCGAUAUCGACAUUAAUCCAUUAGCAAUCCCAAAUCAUCACAAGAGAAUAUAUCUAGAGGGGAGUUGUCUUGACUAUAUUCUAAACGAGUUAAACACAUUGGACCUAUCAAAGUGUGAUGCAAAGGGCGAUUCAUCAAGAUCUCUUAUCGCACUCGCAAAGACAAAAUGCCACUUUAUACGAGCAGCUAGGGCAUUUCCUACUGUAGAACAGGGUUGCGUUUUAAACCCAAAAGAAGCUCAUUCUAUCGACUACCCAUUCCUGAGCUUGAGAGACGAAAAUGAAAAUGAUAAUCCAUGCGGAAAAGAUUACUAUGGAGAUGAAUGUGAAGAGCUCAAGAGAGAAAUUGUGGGUACAUGCACCAACAAAAAUGUCAUGUCAGAGACCGCUUUUCAAAUGUAUCACGCGGAACUAAAUCAUAUAGGUCCGUUUCUUGUCCACAAGGAAAAAUUUACAGAUGACAUUUGCUUUUAUCUGCAGUCUGGAGAGUGGAAUAGAAGGACUGAAGAAAAUAUUAAUCGACUGGCCGAUUCUGCAAUGAGCAUAAUGGAGUUUCACAAGACAAUGGAGACUCAGCUGGAUAAGCUCAAGAUCCAACAGAUUGAGCAAAUGGAAAAGGCUGAAGAGUAG
Messenger RNA from Theileria equi strain WA, 933 nucleotides. RefSeq lists its product as hypothetical. The transcript has 3 exons. NCBI's taxonomy places the organism in Eukaryota, Apicomplexa, Aconoidasida, Piroplasmida, Theileriidae. The coding region runs from base 1 to 933 and encodes 310 amino acids. The record is from RefSeq and is a predicted model, not a curated record.